ACAACAUGGUCAAGGCUUACAGCACGGGCUCACCAGGCAGCCGGGAGGCACAUGAGAGCCUGGAUGAGGCCCGCAAGGGCUGCAGGGAGUACAUGGAGGUGAGGCAGCUGGCGGGGCUGGGCUGGCAGGGUGCUGGGUCCCAUGAGUGGUUGCUGAUGGGUGCUGUCCAUCCAUCUGUCCCCAGAACAUGUGUCUGUUGGAGAAUGAGCUGGAGAGCCAGCUGGGAGAGUUCCAUGUCUGGAUGAAAGGACUGGCAGGCUUUGCCUGGCUUUGUGCUGGUGACCAGUAUGAGAUUUUCAUGAAGUAUGGACGGCAGCAGUAGAAUCUGUGUGGCUGCAUUGAGGUGAACAGUAAGCAGGUGUGGGACAGCGAGGAAAUGGUUUUCUUGCCCCUCAUCACCAAGUUCCUCUUCAUCAAGGUGACAGAGCUAAAGAGCCUGGCCAACCAUGUUGUGGUGGGCAAUGUGUCCUGCGAGACCAAGGACCUCUUUGCAGUUCUGCCUCAGGUAGUGGCUGUGGAUAUCGGUGGCUUGGGCACCCUCAAACUUAGCCUGGAGGUGACCUGGAACCCCUUCGACAAGGAUGACCAGACUUCAGCAGCCAACACUGUCAACAAGGCCUCUAUGGUGAACAAGAGGUCCUCUACCUACAACCAGAGCCCACCCGACAUGCUGUUCCUGCAGGAACAGGCUUUCUAUCUAACUGUGGUGCUCAGAGAGAACUUGCUGAGGUGCCAGGAGGAGAUGGAGAAUGGUAUGUCCUGGUCUGUCUCCUCUGAGUCCUCAGAUGACUCGUCCAGCCAGCAGCUGCCCAGCAGCAUCCACCAUGCUGUCCAUAAGCCCAUCGUGCAGCCAGAGCUGCAGGCCUUGGCACUUGCCAUCAAAAUCUCCUUCUUCCAGCAGCUGCAGGAGUUUGAAGGUCCGAUCAAAAGAAGAGGGGGCGGAGAGCCGGUCGAAAGUCAGCGCUGCCCCGGUGCUGUGGAAGUCAGACGUCUGCAAACAGUGGAGUACCUGUGGGAUCUCGCCCUGAUCAGCGUGUCGACAGGGGCCAACAUUCCUGCUGCUGAGAGCCGGCUGGAGAAGCUGGGCAGCCGCAAGAAGGAAGUGGUGGUCAAUGGGCACGUGCCCUACUCCUGGACUUUGCGACACAUCAGCGAGGACAGCAUGGAUGCUGCAACGGAGGCCAAGGUUGUGGAGAGACCCUGGGAGAUGGCACACAGACUGCCGGACAUGGUAACUAGCAAGCAGGAUGUGGACCCUGUCCCGGGUGCCUUGGUGGCAGUAGUGGCACCAGUGCAGGACAGGGGUGCUGAGGCCAAGUCCCAUGCCUCCGUGGUGUGGGCUACCACCGGUAAGGCCAAGCUCGUGCACAGCCAUGUGUCAGCAUGGGGUGGCUGCAGCACUGGCAUCACUGCAGCACUGGCACAAGUGUCCAUUGAGACAAAGGGGGACAAAAUCACA
This is a messenger RNA of Neopsephotus bourkii (Bourke's parrot), 1459 nucleotides long. Its product is annotated as rho family-interacting cell polarization regulator 1-like. The record is from RefSeq and is a predicted model, not a curated record. NCBI's taxonomy places the organism in Eukaryota, Metazoa, Chordata, Aves, Psittaciformes, Psittacidae. The annotation marks the transcript as partial. The transcript is spliced from 8 exons.